Prunus avium (sweet cherry) is the source of this 1929-nucleotide messenger RNA. RefSeq names its product protein SIEVE ELEMENT OCCLUSION B-like. The record is from RefSeq and is a predicted model, not a curated record. Lineage: Eukaryota; Viridiplantae; Streptophyta; Magnoliopsida; Rosales; Rosaceae. Gene Ontology annotation, biological process: phloem development.
CACGCUGAAAAUACUUAGGAUGGUGUCAAAGUAUUCAUGGGAAGCGAAGGCUGUGUUGUCCCUGGCGGCUUUUUCUUUGGAAUAUGGAGAGUUCUGGCUGAGUGCCCAGCAUCAACAAUCUGAGCAACUUGCCAAGUCUGUGGCAUUCCUUAAGGGAGUGCCAAUCCUUCUGAAGCCCGAAAACUUCAAGCAACGCGGCAGAGCUGUCACUGAUCUCAGCAAUGUGAUCAUGUCCACGUUGCAAGUGAUUGAUUGCAUCUUUCAAUUGGAGAAGCUUUCCAUCACUUAUAAUGAUGCAAAGGAGUUGAGAGAAACUUUGGCAAAUGCAAGGAAAGAUAUCUCGGUGAAUGUCUUUUGGUGUAUCAUUACAACUGUAGCUUGCGCCACUAACAUCACCCUCCUUACUAGUGAUGAGGGGAACUCACACGACCUUGUCCAGUAUGCUCAGAAGAUCACAAUCAUCCUCAAUAAACUUAAGCAACAGCUUAAGAUCUGCAAAGAGGAAAUAGAGAAGUUACAGACCUACAUGAAGCUCAAACAACUCUUCCAAAUUCCUACUGAGAUUAUGGAGGUUAUGAAGAUCCUAAUCUUUUUCAAGCAUAAUGCGGAGACAACCAUUUUCGAUGGUUCCACUAAGAAACUGGUUGACAUCGACAAUCUAAGGACGAAGAAUGUGUUGUUGUUCAUUUCGAGCCUAGAGAUAUCUGAGGAUUAUAUUGCUCGUCUCAGACCCAUAUAUGAUUUUACGAAGGAUAAUAAUGAGUAUAAGAUUGUUUGGAUUCCUAUAGUGGAGAAGUGGACUAAAGAUCUGCAACACAAGUUUGAGACCCUGCAGGCUAAGAUGCCAUGGUACACAGUAGGCAAGGCUGGUGCCCACAUUGCAGGCAUCAAGUACAUCAAGGAGGAUUGGAACUUCAAUGGUAAGCCUAUGCUGGUUGUGUUGAACACAAAGAGUCAGCUCCAACAUUACAACGCUCUGCGCAUGAUUUGGAUAUGGGGAUGCCAAGCCUUUCCUUUCACACAGGAAAAAGAAAAACAGCUCUUACUUUCUCUCCAAGAUACAUGGUUUUCCGCGUUAAUAGAUGGCAUUAACACUAAGUUAUUCAAAUGGAUGAAAGACGAUUACAUUUUCUUCUAUGGAGGGGAUUCAGUGUGGACGAAUCAGUUCAAGGAGAAAGCAACUGCCCUUAUAAAUGAUGAAAUCAUAAAAGAAUCAAAGAUUUCUAUUGAGUUAUAUCUUGUGGAGAAGAACGCAAAUAAUGAUGGAGGGGAUGACCGCUUUAGCACCUUCUGGUCCGCCAUAGAAACCAUGUUCCAUAUCAAGGUUAUCAGUAAGCAGAUUGACGACGUGGUAAAACAAGUUCAGAAGCUUCUUUCCUACAAAGAUGACAAGAGUGGAUGGGCUGUGCUCAUCCAAGGCCGUAAGCUUGUGGCCAUUGGUGCUGGUUCGACAAUGUAUACUGUUCUCGACCAAUACCACACGUGGAAUCAGCAAGAAACACUAACAAUAGAAAACUUUGGACAAGUUUUUAAUCAACAGCAUGGGACGGCGGUUAAAGAAACUGGUCACGUCUGCAGCUGCUUUAGCAUCCCAGGUGCAACUGGAAGCACCCUAGAGGCUAUGGUAUGCUACGAGUGUGGCAAUGUCAUGGAGGCAUUCUUCAGCUAUAAGUGCUGCCAUGACAAGAAGAAGGCGCCUUUGAUCACCUAAUAAUUCAUAAUGCGCCACGCAACUACGAUCGAGGUUCCAGAGGGUUAAGGAAUGCAUGUCUUUUUCGCAUUUUAGUUCGUGUCUUUAUUUGAUAAAAUAAUGGGCAACAAUAUUAUGUUGGUAAUGUGAUUGUGAUGCCCACCGAUGUUUGUUUCUGUUUCAACUACUGCAAUGUUAUUGUGUUCUUCUUUCAGUAAUGUUAUGCUUCUGAAAAUUUU